Messenger RNA from Alligator sinensis (Chinese alligator), 5472 nucleotides. RefSeq names its product solute carrier family 35 member G1 (gene SLC35G1). Gene Ontology annotation, cellular component: endoplasmic reticulum membrane; plasma membrane. The transcript is spliced from 2 exons. The annotation marks the transcript as partial. NCBI's taxonomy places the organism in Eukaryota, Metazoa, Chordata, Crocodylia, Alligatoridae. Gene Ontology annotation, biological process: calcium ion export across plasma membrane; regulation of cytosolic calcium ion concentration. The record is from RefSeq and is a predicted model, not a curated record.
GAACAAAGAAGAAGGCUGCCUGUCCAGGACUUGGCCUGUUUUAUACCUUAUUGUCUGCCUUCCUUUUCUCAGUGGCCGCUUUAUUUCUAAAAAAAAUUGAAGAUGUACAUUCAGUAGAAGUCAGUGCAUUUCGAUGCAUUUUCCAAAUGUCAUUUGUUCUUCCUGGUUUAAUAUACUAUGAAACAGGUUUUUUGGGACCAAAAGGUAAACGAGUUUUUCUUUUCCUCCGAGGAUUCCUUGGCUCUAGUGCAAUGAUUCUUCUCUACUACGCUUUCCAAGUAAUGCCUCUGGCUGAUGCCACUGUUAUAACUUUCAGCAGUCCAGUUUUUACAUCAUUGUUAGCCUGGAUAUUUCUCAAGGAAAAAUACAGUCUUUGGGAUCUUCUUUUCACGCUCUUCACAAUCACCGGAGUGGUGCUUAUUGCUAGACCACCCUUUCUGUUUGGAUCCAUUGUUACAGGGAUAGAAGGCAGCUAUACAGAUCAUCUUAAAGGGACAGUAGCAGCUGUCACAAGUGCAGUGUCUGCAGCUUCGACUUUUGUUAUACUACGAAAGAUGGGGAAAUCAGUGCACUAUUUUUUGUCUAUUUGGUAUUAUGCAGUAAUUGGAUUAAUUGAAUGCAUUAUAGCACUGUCUAUAAUAGACGAAUGGAGCUUACCACAUUGUGGUACAGACAGACUUCUUCUAAUAUUAAUUGGAAUCUUAGGGUUGGGGGGUCAGAUAUUUCUCACAAAAGCCUUGCAGAUAGAGAAAGCUGGUCCUGUUGCCAUCAUGAAAACAAUGGAUGUGGUGUUUGCUUUUAUUUUACAGAUUCUUUUCCUUAAUCAUAUACCAUCUUGGUGGACAGUGGGUGGUGCUCUUUGCGUAGUAGCUAGUAGCUCUGGAACUGCUGUUCGUAAGUGGCAACAAAAUUCAAAAAAAGCUAAACAAAAUAAAGUCUAGCAAGCUAAACACUCAUUACAAGAACAGAGAUUAGCGAUCUUGGGAAAUAUUUACCAUAAAAUAUUUAUUUUAUUUAAAAUAAUGUUUUAAACUAUAUAUUAUUGAGUUAUCCCCAAGAAAAAGAGUGAGCUGACUUGUGUGGAGUACUGAAGAUGUUUUAAUUAGUUGGUUUUAUAUGUGCUUUUCUGUGGUGUAGAAUCAUAGAAAUUAAGGGCUGGAAGGGACCUUGAAAGAUCACGGAGUCCAACCCCUCUGCUCUGGGCAGGACUACUGCUGAGAUCAAAAGAUCGCAGCAAGGUGCCUGUCCAGUCUCCUUUUGAAGACUUCCAAGGUUGAGGACAGCAUCACCUCCUUGGGAAGUCUGUUCCAAUUCUGGUCACACUUACCUGUAUUUAAUCAGGGAAGAUCUAUGAAAAGUUUCCUCUUUUCUGUCUUAACAGAGAGUAACUUUGAUAGAAGCUUUUAUUUUCCUUAUGCAGGAACUACUAUUGUUCCUUAUAAUCCUGAUUCACCACUUAUACAUGUAGUCAUUAGCAUGUCUGCAAAAUGGGAAUAGAAGACUGCCAUUCUAAUUUGGGAGUCUUUUGCACUCGCUUUGUAGAGAGAACUGAGUGAAAGAUUGAAGACAGUGGAGAAUUAAGUUUUUCGUUCUCUUUCCAUCACUAACUACAUAAGCUUCUAUUUUUUUAAAUGAUGUGGUGACUGCUUUAUAAUUACGUGUACUCAAUAAAGUGUCAGCUCUGUUCAACAAAAGGAAACCAAAAAUUUUCCACAGCACAGCAGACUGGAUCACAAGGCUGACACACUUAGAAGCCUUUGACAUUUUUUUGCACAAAAAUAAAGCCAGGUGUGUAGGAAUUUAUUUUAAUUUUCACUUUGGUCUUAAAUGAAUACAGGCCAUUUAAUCUUUCUGAAUUUUUUUUUUAGGGAAAUGUUGUGGUUUUCUAAUCAGAUUUCUUUUUUACCAAUCUAAAAUCUCCUUUCAGUAGUUUAACUCACACUGUGUCAAUUUAAUGUUACACUUGUGAAUUUUUUAUGGUAUGGAACAUUAUGCUGUAGUUGCACUUUGCUUAAUUCUAUGCAAAAAGAUAUCUUAUAUUUUGAUUAUAUAAGUAUUUAAAAAUAGAUUAUUUUAAAUGCUGUACACCAAUGAUUUUAUUUAAAUAAUUUUAUAAAAAAAUUGUAUGUGCGAAACAGUUGCAUUCUUCUUUGCAGUAAGCCAUAUAUUGAUGCUUUUUCAUAAGAAGCCCUCUCAUUUUUUAUGUUUUUGCUGGCUAACAUGAGAUUUUGAAAUUCCAGAGAAAACACUGGUUAGCCAGGAUCAUAGUGGAGGUUGUACAAAAUGUAUUCUGCACUCAUUGCACAGGCAGUCAUUUUGGUAGACUACUUAUUGAUAGAGAUAUACUAAAAAAAGGCUUACAUUGUGGAGCCCUGUCUUCCACAUGUUUGAGCAGGAAGAAAAUGUUAGUAUAAAAUAUAGAGGGUCUGCAAAAUGAGUUCUCUUUUGGGUCUCAGUCUAACAGCGAUUAAAGAAGUUUUAUAAGGCCCUUUACUCUGGGUCCUGGGGCAUUUUCAGUCAUUUACAGUGCUUCCUCUAAAAGAGGAGAAUGUUGUAUAACUGUGUACAGAAUAUAUCUCACUAGUAGAUAUGUUUUACUAAUGGCUAUGUUCUUAUUGUUAGGCAUGGGUACUUGUGUGUGUAACAUCACUCUGUGAAAUAAUAUUAAACAGCUGCUAUAUACCACCUUGGUAUAGUUUGGGGAUAAAGUGCUUUGACAUGCUUCUCUGGAAGGAUCAGUAUUUAUUUUCCUAGGUUGCUUUUAUUGAAGCCAACAUCAAAACUCUAGGAAAGGGAAUUAUAAUUAAAAAAAAAAAAAAAGGCUAAAAUAUAACAAUUCCUUUCCAAAGUAAAGAAUAAAAAACAGUAUACAAGUUUGUUUCUUAUAAAUUAUGUUGAAAAUAUUUUUGUUUAAAUCUGUGCACUAUAAAAAAUCGCUCUUUACACUUUAAUUGCCUGCACUACUUGACUGAAGAGAGGUCUUUUGUUUUAUUAUUUUAUUAGACUAUUUAUUCUAGUGCUGAACAUAUGCAGAUUUAAAACAGGUGACUUGAUUUAGUAACUUUGGAAAUGCUUUUUCUUGAGUUCUUUCUCAUUUAAAACUUCACCCAGUCUUAAUGGAAAUUUCAUGAAUACUUUUCAAAAACAACAUAAUUCUUGCCAGUUAGCUAACAGUUGAGGGAAAAGGGUUUUUUUUUUUGUUUUGUUUUUUAAAUCAAAAGUUGCAGGAUUUCUUCAGUAUUCUGCCCAAUAAAAAACUCAGUGUGCUCUCUGUUUUGUUAAACCAGGUAUUUCGAGAUCUGAUUCCUGAAUAUCGUUAGCUGCCAUUUAAACCUGUACCGGUUUAGGCCAUGUAACACCUUGUUAGAUAAGGUUUAACUUGAUUCAUAAAUUAUGUAAAAUAAUAUGAGGAGAUUUCAAUUUUGUAUUACACUGUAUUAUUAUUUAAAGAUACAGUACUCAUAUUUUGAUUUUUAAACAUACUUUAGAUCAAAUAAAGUAAUGAUGAAAACCUUAAUUACAAUGAUAUAUAUAAUAUUGAUGUAGUUUGUUCUGUAUAUAAAGUAUGGUUUCUAAGAAUUUACAACCUGCCUUUCCAGAGUCAUUUUUAAGAAUGGAAAUAACUUCAGCUGGGUAUGUUUUUAAGCACCUCAAACUGGAUUUUAAAAAACAAUUUUAAAUGUUUUCCUGCAUUUUAUUGUCAUUUUAAAGUAAUUCCUUUGAUUUUUCUUAGCUUAUUUUAAAAUGUAAUAAUAAUUGAACAUGUUUUUCUUUUAUUGUUGUGCUGGAUAUGCGGGCAUCUGUUUUUAACGGCUUAUGUAUCAGAAUUUUAGCCUGAAACUUGCUUUGAAUUACCAUAUAAUUUUGUCCCAAGUCUUUUUUUCUUCCUCGUCUUUUUAAAGAAACUGUUACUCUGGAAUGGCAGCAAAAUUCUCAGGGUUUUGGGUUCUGUUUCGCUAGGUUUUGAGUUACAAACAUGGUAUUCAUUUUUAAUUAUAUCAAUGUCCUUUAAAACAUUUUUUUAGAAAAUUGGACAUUGUUGUGUCAUUUUUAAGAGUCAUUUUUCCUUUGGUAUGAUUUGCAGUAUUGCUGCAUAUAAUUUUUAGUAAAGAAAGUUAUGUUAUAAUUAACAGAACAUUUGUAACUACUGAUUUCAAGAGCUUCUCAAUUGAAAAAAUAAUAUAUCAUACUAUGUUGCAUUGCACAAAAAUACAGGGUAGAAGUUUAAAUCAUUGCUAGUGCAUCAGGAUUGAUGUGUAUUUUACUAUGCAAAACCACAGUGUAAUCAGCUGCAGUAAUGUCUGUAGGACUUGACAACCUCAGCACCUCAUCCACCUGAAAAGCCUUAUCUACCACGUGAAGCUAAUGGUCCAAACAUAAUAACUCUAGCAAGCCCAACCUGUCAGGGGAAAUUUGGUUGCCAAAACCCCAAGUAAAUCAAAUAUUCCUAUAACAAGAAUUUAAGGAAGUGCAUGGGAAUGUCAAUGAAACUUCUCACAUGAAUUGAGGGCCUGGCUGUCUUCUCCAAAUGUACUUCUAACACAGCACAGGAUUUUGAAGUUAGUGCAACAGUAGGGUUCACUAAACCCCUGCAUAGCACAAUUGGUCGGAUAUUUGUGUUUUCCAACUUCUGUUGGAAUCCUGCAUUUCUGUAUCUGAAUGCUUUUCUAAGAUGGAGAGAGAGCUUCUUGAGUUCACUGGUGAUGAAGAAGUACAUUUUGCCACUUCUAAUAGUUUGACAGGAGGAAAUGUCUCCAUUUUCCUCUCCUUUGCUGAGCUUUAUUCAGUAAUGACCUUCAAAAUAUGUUAGUAUCUAGCUGGAAUAGUCUCUUAAAAUUUCUUUAUUUGAUGCCUGGCAUGGGUCAGACAGGAAGAUUCUGUUUCCCAGCUGCAUUUUAACAUCCCUAGUAAUAUAAUUAUAAAACGCAUCAGAUAAGCUGUGUACUCAUAGGUUGCAUAAGAUUCCCAGCAUCAAUCCCAUGAGCACAACUGCAGGUAUUCAGGGAGGUAGAGUUAAUAAUAUUGAUAUCAGAUGUGCAGUUUGGACUUCAGCAUUGCAUAGCUGCUAUCAGUAGAGUCAUUUUACUAUGACUGUUCUAAGAGAAAAGAGGUAUGUUUGUAAGACUGUAGUCAUGGAGGUGAUAUGGGGACUGUAUAUACCCUAGGGCCAAUAUACUCAUAUACUGAAGUAUUUACACUCAUGCAGUUUUUUAGUAGGUAAUUUUAUAUUUUGUACUGUAGUUUGACAAAAAAUCUGAGAGAAAAUCAGAUAUCUCCCUUUACAGAUUUUAAGAAUUUCUAUAAUGUCUAGAUUUAUUAUGUAGCUUGUAUUGUUAAAUGUAUGUGAAAUUAUGUCUUGUAGAAGUUACUGUUUUUGAUGCAUAGCAGUAUAUUUUUAAAGAUAAAGUAAUUCCUAUAUCUUGAAAUGUUAAACAUAUUUUCAUAAGAGGUUUAUAUUUCAUUAUUGCUAAU